This is a messenger RNA of Penicillium argentinense, 750 nucleotides long. RefSeq names its product aminoglycoside phosphotransferase family protein. NCBI's taxonomy places the organism in Eukaryota, Fungi, Ascomycota, Eurotiomycetes, Eurotiales, Aspergillaceae. Bases 1 to 750 code for a protein of 249 amino acids. The record is from RefSeq and is a predicted model, not a curated record. The transcript has a single exon.
AUGGAUACAACGAAGGUCCAAGAAGAAACGACGCUCCAUUCGUUGUUCAGUCGCAAGGUUGUCCGGGUCAGCGAAAAUCUCGUCGUGAAGUCCGGCACAAACCUCCGUUCCCACGAAGCGCAGACACUCCAUUUCAUUGCAGCAAAUACGACGAUACCAGUACCUAAAGUUCAUGAUGUUCGCUGGCAAGACGGCAAAGUCCUGGAGAUUGUAAUGGACUACAUGCCUGGCAAGCGACUCGAUGAAGCGUGGAAUACUUUGGACCUUGACCAGAAGCUCUCUAUUUCCGACGAACUUCAUUCCUACCUUUCUCAACUUCGCGACUUGAAAGGUGACUACAUCGGGGCUGUUGACCGUGGCAAGGCUUUCAUUGGACGGCGGGCGUCAAUUGAAGGCGGUCCAUUCGAAUCCGAGCUGCAGUUCAACGAGUUUAUCUUAGGGGAUCUUGUUCGGUCAGCACCAGCUCUGAUACGGCAUUACGCCAAAUUCGCGCUUACCGAUAACCAUGAGAUUGUCUUUACUCAUGCUGAUUUCGCUCCGCGGAAUAUUCUUGUGGAAGGAGGCCGUGUUACAGCCAUCCUUGACUGGGAAGAUGCUGGUUGGUAUCCAGAAUAUUGGGAAUAUAUAAAGGCUCUCCAGCAACUAAAACCGAUGCCUGACUGGCCAGAAUACUUGUCCCGUAUCCUUCCUCCCCGCUACGAGAGAGAAUACAUAGGCAUGUCCUUUCUGGCUCUUCUGUUACGUCACUGA